AUGAGAAAAUCUUUGAGGAUUGGAGUUAGGGAAAGAAAUAAAGAAGCGAGAUUAUUUAAAGGAUAUACUCUAGAGGAGCAGUUUAGGGCAGCUGAAGAUUGGGGAGAGAAAUCAGCUAUUAGGGAACUGUUAAGCAUAUCUAAGGACAAUAUGAGUGAUUUUGAUGAUAUUGAGGAUGCGACGGAGGUCAGACCCAUAGUUCAGGGUAAUGAGAUGACUAGGGGGAGGAACAUGACCAAUGCAGAUAUUCAAGCACUUGCAGAAGCUCUAGCCGGAAUGAUUAGUAAGGGAAUGAUAAAAAUUCCAAUGGAGCCUAGAGAUCAAGUGGAGAAUAGAGAUGAUCAUAUAUCUAGAAACCAAGAUAGGAGUAGCAGUGAAAAUAAUAAAAAUUGUAUUGAAGACAGUAACGUAACUGUAGAGGAAAGCACCUUUGAAAGACGAUAUGAGAACACGAAUAUUCGUAUGGGGGAUGUUAUUAGGAAACCUGAAAAUUUUAAAAGGAAUAUGACAUUUGAGUCAUGGUAUCUUAAGUUCGAGAAUUAUUGCGAAAUGAUGAAUAUACACGGUAUCAACAAAUUAAGAAGUUUGAUAAUGUAUCUGGAUGAUAAUAUAAUAAAAGAAGUCAAAUCAGUUGGAAUAUUGGAUAGUUAUGUUGAAUUAUGUGAUUAUUUGGUUGAUAAUUAUUCUGGUAGGAUAUCAGAAGAAGCGGCAUCUUAUGAAUUAGAAUUACUUUUGUCUCGACGUGUUACAAGAUUAACAGAUUUGGAUGAAGUAUGCGGAAGGAUUGAAUUCCUCGUAGAAGCGAAAUAUCCAUAUGAUGGAAGAGAUAGAAAAUUGAGGGAAAUGGUUGCGGCAAUCACAAGAAUAUUACCGGCUGAAUGUAAAUCUAAGUUUGGCUGUGGACAAAAAUAUAAUAGCUUAGAUGAGGCGGUAAUAAACGCCAAAAGAAUAUGGGAAUAUGAAUCUCAAGCAAGGAAAUUACAUGAGAAAGGUUAUGGCAUUAAUAGUAAUGAUAAUGGUAGAAAACGUAUUGGCAAGAUGAAUCAUAAACCUAUUUCUACAAAUGAUGGGAAAAUAAUUAGAUGUUUUUUAUGUAAUUCAGUCGGUCACAAGAAAUAUCAAUGUCCAGAUAAAGAGAAGGGGCAAACUAAUGUUAUAGGAAAUAAUCAAUGUAAUCAUGUACAGGAAGAUACAAUAUGUAAAGUAGAACAUAAAAAAGAUUCAGAAGUAAAUAUUAAAGAUUUAGAAGUUAACCACAACUUGAUAGCAAUGGAGGUCAGUGUUAAUGAUCUUAAGGUUAAGGGGCUACUAGAUACGGGAAGUAAUUGCGUAAUUAUGAAUCCAUUAUUAGGAAAACGCCUAAAAUUAAAAACUAAAAGAACAAGUAAAGUCGCUAGUUUUCAAGAAUCAUAUAAAGUUAAAGAAAUAGAGGGGGGAGUUAGGAUUAGAUUGUUAGGUUCAGAACAUCAUAUCGAACCAAUAUAUGUUGCUGAAAGAGAUUUUCCUAGUAAGAACUAUGAAAUAAUAUUAGGAAUGAGUAUUCUUAAGAAAAUUAAUGGAAGUCUAGAUUUUAAAACGGGCAAGGUAAUUGAAGUUGAGGUUGAAGAUAAAUAUGAAGAUCCGUAUGAAAAGACAAUGGAAUGUAAUAUUAUUAUGGAAGACAUGGAGAGAUCUGUUGAUAUAAAGAAGUUUAUAGAAGAUAUCAAAGUUAAAUUUCCAGAUUGUAUCCAAAAGGACGAGAGUGAUCUUGGGCCAGGCAAACUAAUGAGCGGACCUAUAGAAACUUAUGAUAAAGAACCAUAUGUGUUCCCGAUAUAUACUGUGCCUUGGAACGAAAAACCAAUUGCAAAUGAGCUCAUAAGGAAAUUAUUAAAAGCAGGGGUACUGGAACCAACAGAUAGCCAAAGAUUACAUCCAAUUAUGGUGGUGAAGAAGGCAAUUCCAGGAAGGUAUAGACUAGUAGCAGAUAUGAGAGGAAGUAAUUCGAUAACAAAGAAAUUCAGAUAUAAUAUACCAAAUCAAAGAGAACUUUUUCAACAGAUAGGACCAUUUGAUUAUUGUUCCAAGUUGGAUUUAGUAGAUGCCUUCUAUCAAAUCUCAAUACCAGUGGAAAGUAGAAAGAAUAUGGCAAUACGGACAGAUCUGGGAGAAUUCCAAUUUACUAGAUUAGUACAAGGGGCGACAAAUAGUGCAGCGGAAUUGCAGAGAGUGUUAACUAAUUUAUUUAAAAGUUUAAGGAAUAAUGUGCAUAUAUUUGUAGAUGAUAUACUAAUUACAAGUAAAGGGGAUGUUCAAGAACAUAAAGAAAUAUUAAUGAAAGUUUUGAAAAUAUGUAACGAUUAUGAAUUGAAGGUUAAUUUAGAUAAAUCGAAAAUGUUUGGUAGGAGAUGUAUUUUCCUUGGGCAUAUACUAAGUAAAGAAGGAAUAAAGCCUUCUGAAAGUAAUUUAGAAAUUUUUGCAAAAAGACCCAUUCCAACCACCAAGAGACAAUUAGUUGGAACAUUACAAUCUGCAAAUUUUUAUCGUCAAUUUAUACCAAAUUUUGCGAAGAUAACUCAUAAUCUUUAUGAAGUAACAAAAAAACGAUCACGUAAUCUAAAAUUAGAAGGAAAGUUGGAAGAAGAUUACAAGAAUUUAUGUAAGGCAAUGGCGGAUACCUGUUUAUUACACCACGCAAAUAAAGAUGGGAGUUAUAUAUUAACAACGGAUGCUUCUGAUUAUUGUAUAGGAGCAUGUUUAAGUCAAAUUCAAGAAGGAAAGGAAUAUCCUAUAAGUUAUUAUUCCCAGAAAUUGAAAAAAACAGUUAGAGGAAGAAGUACCACAUAUCUUGAGUUAUUAUCAAUAGUGAAGGCGUUAAGAUUUUAUAAAUUUAUCCUUACAGGUUCGGAAAUACUUAUAAGGACGGAUCAUCGUCCAUUAUUAUUUCUGGGGAAAAAUACAACAAAUAAAAAAUAUUUAGAAUUAAUUUCAGAAAUAGAAUCUUAUAACGUUAAAUUAAAAUAUAUAAAUGGAAGUGGAAAUUGUGUGGCGGAUGAUCUAUCUCGAAAUACAAAACAGGCAAUUGAGGGACUUGAAGAAAUGAGGGAAGAAGAAAAUGAAUGUAUAUUUGCAGCAGAAAAAAGAAAACCGGGUCGUCCAAGAAAAAAUAUAAGAGAAGAAAAAGAUGUUGAAGAUAUUCCAAAAGAAGAAAAACGAAGAAGAGGUCGCCCACCAAAGAAAUCAAAAGCCCUUAGCAUAAUGGAACCAUUACCACUACCAAAGUUACAAAAAUUUGAAGUAUCAAAUUUUGAAAAAAUGGGGAAGGAAGACGAAAAAGAAACGUUUCGCUUAGCUCACGAUGAGCAAGGACAUUUUGGGUUCAAUAAAAUGAAGAGUUUAAUAGAAUCAAGAAACCCAAACAUAGAAAAUUUAGAUACGAAAAUAAAGUUAUAUUUAAAGCGCUGUGAUGUAUGUCAAAGGAGAAAUAUUGGAAUAAAAAGAAAAAUUGAAGGAACUAAAGUAAUUUAUGAAUCCCCGGGACAGAAUUUGAGCAUAGAUGUUAUGGGACCAAUAAGCCCUCCAGCAGCAGAUGGUUCAAGAUAUAUAUUAAGCGCGAUUGAUUCAUUUUCUCGGUAUUCAUAUAUAGUACCACUAAAAUCAUAUAAAUUUGAAGAAAUAAGCCAAGCAUUAAUGAACCAAAUAUUCUGUUACCAUGGUAUACCAAAAAGCAUAAAGACUGAUGGGGCAGGUAAUUUUAAAAGUGAGGAAUUCAAGAAGUUCCUUCUAUCAUUGAAGAUAGAACACCAAAUAUCAAGUCCACAUCAUUCACAAGGAAAUUGUUUAGCGGAGCGAACAUUUAGGUGGAUAUCGGCAACAAUAUCCAAGAUUUGCAGAGAGAAACCUAAUAUAUGGCCGCAGUAUUUGCCAAUGAUAGCAUUUUAUUAUAACUCAACCAAGAACGAUACUACAGGAUAUAGUCCAUAUAUGUUAACCCAUUUAAGGGAGCCAAAUACACUGUUAGAUCAAUUUUUAGAUACAUAUAGCACCGGUGUCUUUGAUUCAAGUAGAACUAUGUAUGAUUUGAUGGAAAGUGCAGCGUUAAUAAGAGAGUGUGCUAAAGAAUCAAUUGAAGCAACCAGGGACGAUGUAAAUUCAAAAGUAGGAAGUGAUUCAAUACCAAAAUAUGAAAAGGGAGAGUUAAUAUUAGUUAAGAUGGGAGAUACGGAAAAAGAUAUAGGAUCUAAAUUUAAGUUUAAAUAUCAAGGACCGUAUGAGGUCACAAAACAAGAAGGAGCAAGGAUAUUUUGUAGAAAGGAAAAAUGUGGAAGAGCUCAGAUAGUGCAUGUAUCUAAUGCUAAGCGUUAUUUUCCAGAGGAAGAUAAAUCUUAA
This is a messenger RNA of Strongyloides ratti, 4368 nucleotides long. Its product is annotated as Reverse transcriptase domain and Integrase, catalytic core domain and Zinc finger, CCHC-type domain and Ribonuclease H-like domain and Aspartic peptidase domain-containing protein. The transcript has a single exon. Gene Ontology annotation, biological process: DNA integration. The coding region runs from base 1 to 4368 and encodes 1455 amino acids. Gene Ontology annotation, molecular function: zinc ion binding; nucleic acid binding. NCBI's taxonomy places the organism in Eukaryota, Metazoa, Nematoda, Chromadorea, Rhabditida, Strongyloididae. The record is from RefSeq and is a predicted model, not a curated record.